Molecule: messenger RNA, 350 nt
Organism: Eruca vesicaria subsp. sativa (arugula)
Lineage: Eukaryota; Viridiplantae; Streptophyta; Magnoliopsida; Brassicales; Brassicaceae
Source: the annotation of a GenBank genome assembly
AUAUUAUGUUUCAGAAGGGAACACAAAUUUUACCAAUAAUUGCGUUAAAUAUGAUUCAGACACGGGAUGACAUUUUGAUUUCUCAUGUUUUGCCUAUUGCUGGAAAUAGUAAUCUGCUUGAGAGGGAAACAAAAAUAUCUCCAACUAUUGCGUCAUAUAUGACUCAGACAUGGGAUGAAGUUUUAAUUACCCAUGAUUUUCCAAAUGCUGGAAGAACACAAAUAUCACCAUUGAUUAUGCCAAACCCGAUUCAGACACGUGAUGAAAUGUUCAGUAAUCGCAAUUCGCCUAUUGCUGGAAGUAGUAAUGCAUUUGAGCGAGGAAUACAAUUUCUCCCCGAGACUGAAUGA